AUCUCUGGAAACAUGGCUACAGAACAUGUUAAUGGAAAUGGUACUGAAGAGCCCAUGGAUACUACUUCUGCAGUUAUCCAUUCAGAAAAUUUUCAGACAUUGCUUGAUGCUGGUUUACCACAGAAAGUUGCUGAAAAACUAGAUGAAAUUUACGUUGCAGGGCUAGUUGCACAUAGUGAUUUAGAUGAAAGAGCUAUCGAAGCUUUAAAAGAGUUCAAUGAAGACGGCGCAUUGGCAGUUCUUCAACAAUUUAAGGAUAGUGAUCUCUCUCAUGUGCAGAACAAAAGUGCCUUUUUAUGUGGAGUCAUGAAGACUUACAGGCAGAGAGAGAAACAAGGGACCAAAGUAGCGGACUCCAGUAAAGGACCAGAUGAGUCAAAGAUUAAGGCACUCUUGGAAAGAACAGGCUAUACACUUGAUGUGACUACCGGACAGAGGAAGUAUGGGGGACCACCUCCAGAUUCCGUUUAUUCAGGUCAGCAGCCUUCUGUUGGCACCGAGAUAUUUGUGGGGAAGAUCCCCAGAGAUCUAUUUGAGGAUGAGCUUGUACCAUUAUUUGAGAAAGCUGGACCUAUAUGGGAUCUUCGUUUAAUGAUGGAUCCACUUACUGGUCUCAACAGAGGUUAUGCGUUUGUCACUUUUUGUACAAAAGAAGCAGCACAAGAGGCUGUUAAAUUGUAUAAUAAUCAUGAAAUUCGUUCCGGAAAGCACAUUGGUGUCUGCAUCUCAGUUGCCAACAAUAGGCUUUUUGUGGGCUCUAUUCCUAAGAGUAAAACCAAGGAACAGAUUCUUGAAGAAUUUAGUAAAGUGACAGAGGGUCUCACAGAUGUCAUUUUAUAUCACCAACCGGAUGACAAGAAAAAAAAUAGAGGCUUUUGCUUUCUUGAAUAUGAAGAUCACAAAACAGCUGCACAGGCAAGGCGUAGGUUAAUGAGUGGUAAAGUCAAAGUCUGGGGAAAUGUUGGAACUGUUGAAUGGGCUGAUCCCAUAGAAGAUCCUGAUCCUGAAGUUAUGGCAAAGGUAAAAGUGCUGUUUGUACGCAACCUUGCCAAUACUGUAACAGAAGAAAUUUUAGAAAAGUCAUUUAGUCAGUUUGGGAAACUGGAACGAGUGAAGAAACUAAAAGAUUAUGCUUUCAUUCAUUUUGAUGAGCGAGAUGGUGCAGUCAAGGCUAUGGAAGAAAUGAAUGGUAAAGACUUGGAGGGAGAAAAUAUUGAAAUUGUUUUUGCUAAGCCCCCGGAUCAGAAGAGGAAAGAAAGAAAAGCUCAGAGGCAAGCAGCAAAGAAUCAAAUGUAUGAUGAUUACUACUAUUAUGGUCCACCUCAUAUGCCUCCCCCAACAAGAGGUCGAGGGCGUGGAGGUAGAGGUGGCUAUGGAUAUCCUCCAGAUUAUUAUGGAUAUGAAGAUUAUUAUGAUUAUUAUGGUUAUGAUUACCAUAACUAUCGUGGUGGAUAUGAAGAUCCAUACUAUGGUUAUGAAGAUUUUCAAGUUGGAGCUAGAGGAAGGGGUGGUAGAGGAGCAAGGGGUGCUGCUCCAUCAAGAGGUCGUGGGGCUGCUCCUCCCCGUGGUAGAGCCGGUUAUUCACAGAGAGGAGGCCCUGGAUCAGCAAGAGGCGUUCGUGGUGCGAGAGGAGGCGCCCAACAACAAAGAGGCCGCGGGGUACGUGGUGCAAGGGGUGGCCGCGGUGGAAAUGUAGGAGGAAAGCGCAAAGCUGAUGGGUACAACCAGCCAGAUUCCAAGCGGCGCCAGACCAAUAAUCAGAACUGGGGCUCCCAACCCAUUGCUCAGCAACCGCUCCAAGGUGGUGAUCAUUCUGGUAACUAUGGUUACAAAACUGAAAACCAGGAGUUUUAUCAGGAUACUUUUGGGCAACAGUGGAAGUAGAAACAAUAGGGAAUCUGUAAAAUUGGAGACUGAUAGAUUGGCCAGAAACUGGCCCUAAAUCUAAACAGGUGCAGUUAUAAUUUGAGACAUCUGGCAAGAUUUUCCCUUUAUGUAUAUAUUUUAACAAUCCAAUCCGCUUGGACAUGAACAAAGCCACACUUAUGUUUCUGGCGAACUGAUUUUAUUUUUACUUUUAUUUUUUUCCAAUAAUGGUAUUCUUAGUUAAGAGAAAAAUGAGUUGGCAUUCCUGAUUGAGAAUUUGGCUCAUUUGGCUGUAGUACAUACAAUGUUUCUGGGUAGUGUUUAGAUUUGGUGUCUUGAAAGGUAGUUGAUUAAAAACCAAGUAUGUCUUUAAUAUCUUGUAUCAGAACAACUAUUUGUAUGUUACCAACUUAAAUUGCUAGAAUAAGGUAAAUUGGUACACAACUGCUAUUUUUAAUUUAGAACUUUGACCUAAUUGGGUUUUCAAAACCAUUUGGCUACUUGUAUUCUUUAUGCUGUUGUUAAUUUCAAUAAAAAAUUCACACCUAAAUGUA
Cricetulus griseus (Chinese hamster) is the source of this 2420-nucleotide messenger RNA. NCBI's taxonomy places the organism in Eukaryota, Metazoa, Chordata, Mammalia, Rodentia, Cricetidae. The record is from RefSeq and is a predicted model, not a curated record.